Molecule: messenger RNA, 3686 nt
Organism: Triticum aestivum (bread wheat)
Lineage: Eukaryota; Viridiplantae; Streptophyta; Magnoliopsida; Poales; Poaceae
Exons: 2
Coding region: 89-1162 (357 amino acids)
Biological process (GO): regulation of DNA-templated transcription
Molecular function (GO): double-stranded DNA binding
Source: RefSeq, a predicted model, not a curated record
CGGAAAAGAAAAGAAGAUUUUAUACGCCCUCUAUUAUCCCCCCCAGCCGCCGUGAAAGCUACCGCCGGCCGGCCGCCGCCGCAACGCCAUGUUCCAACUCCGAGCGCGUGACCUCUCUUUCCUCGUCCACUCACCACCCUGUCUCCCCGCUCCCCGCGUCUCUCCCCUCUUCGCCCUUCGCCGCAACCUCUCCGCCACCACAUCCGCUUCACCAGGCCCUUUCGCCGCCGAGGACUACCUGGUCGCCACCUGCGGCGUUCCCCGCGCGCAAGCCGUCAAGGCAGCGAAGAAGAUAUCCCACCUGAAGUCCUCCUCGAAGCCCGACGCGGUCGUCGCCUUCCUCUCCGGCCUCGGCGUCCCCCGCUCCGACAUCGCCGCCAUCGUCGCCGUCGACCCGUGGUUCCUCUGCGCCAGCGUGGAGAGGACCCUGGCGCCCCGAGUCACCGAGCUGAGGGAGCUCGGCCUCUCGCGCUCCGAGGUCGCGCGCCUCAUCCCGCUCGCCCUGUGCUCCUUCCGCAGCAGCUCCCUCAGGGGCAACCUCGACUUCUGGCUCUCGGUCUUCGGCUCCUACGAGAAGCUCCUCAAGGCCCUCAAGAUGAACUCCGGCCUCCUCGCCGCCGACCUCGAGAAGGUGGCCAAGCCGAAUCUGGCCCUCCUCCAGCAAUGCGGGCUAAGUCCCUCUGUCUUCUCGGAGCCCUUCAUUUCCCGGGUGCUCAUCAGGACCCCCAAGAAAGUCCAGGACGCUUUGGUGCACAUUGACAAGUUUGGGGUGUCGCAGAACUCGCGGAUGUUCCUCUACGCGCUUGUGGCGUUCACUGUGCAGAGUCCGGAGAAGCUCACCGACAAAAUCGGAGUCCUGGAGACGCUUGGUUGGUCGCAGGGUGAUGUGCUGCUAGCUGUGAAGACGAUGCCGGGUAUCCUGACCAUAUCCGAGGAGAGGCUGCAGAAAAAUGUGCAUUUCCUCACAAAGGUUGCUGGGCUGGAGAUAUCUUACAUUGCUCAAAGACCGGUGCUGCUCAAGUAUAGCCUUGAGCGCCGUUUGUUUCCUAGGUUCGUGCAUCCUUACAAGGAGAGGCUUCCAGGCCUUGCUGAUGUUUAUGCUUCAAGCUGUGCUGGGAAACUACACAUGGAGUUGCUAUCAGAGAACACAAAACAAAACUAGAGAAUCUACCUUACCUGUCCUGGGUGAGUACCAUAGGAUGGAAAAUGUUAAGGUUUGUCAUCCCCCUUGGUCCAUUGCUCAAGUUCUGUGCAGUUUUUCUGGAAGUGAUCCUCUAUAGUGUUAUUAACUGAUGAAAAAGCAUGGUUACAGGUUAUCAUCUUGCCAGAAAUAGAACGUGUAAUGAAAUUUCUGGGAAUGAUCAUGCUUAACUUCAUCUGCACUUGGUUUUAUUGUUUCUUGGGCUUUCACUGGCAAAUGAUUGUGUAUUUAGAUGCAACUUUACAUCUGUAUAUCUGAUUCUAAAUGGUUGCAUAUGGAUUUCGAUUUUCUCAAAGACAUGCAUGUGAACAUUUAGAAAAGUUAUUGAGGUGUUGGCUUCAGCUGUAAAAGAUUAAUUUUUAGGAACUGGCAAAAUUAUGUGCUUUCCACGAACCAAGUUGAAAUAAUUUAGAGCCUACAUCACAAAGUAUAACUACAAAAAAUCAGAGAUUCAACAUUAUACAAGACAUGGAAUGAUUUUUGAAAAUGGUGAAGUGCAAUAUUGUUUUGAAGAGAUAGUAUUUUUUUCUAGAUGUGGCAAUAGUAGAAUGAGAGAACUUGUUAUAUUUGGAUAGUGUUUAAGCCAUUAAGCCCUUUUCGUAUUGAUAACUAUCCCUUUUUUUUUAUAUAAGUAUCCCUUUCGCUACCCUGCACUGGUAAGUACUGCAAAAUGAAGAAAUGAGAUUCGCUCCCCUUAUAUUCAGAAGAAAAACUAAGGGCGUAAGGGGUGGUAUACUAGAUUGUAUGAUUUGAAGUUUGAUAGUCCUCUAGUUAUUGUACUGGGCGGUUUGCCUAGUUUCAGCUUCUUUGCAUGGAAAAGCUAAAUUUCACGACAGAUGAAUGUUUUCUCCAGGAAAGGUUUUCUAGAAACUGGAAACCUGAAGGUUACAAUAUCAACUCUUUUUUACCGGGUUUGAACUUUAGUUUGAUUAUCUGGAGGCCAGGUUAUAGAUUAACAGCAAGUGAGUGGCCAUAUUAUUUGAUUGUAUUUUUGUAUUACAAAACAUAUUUCCAAAAUUCCAUCUUCAAUACUUAUUGCUAAACGUUUUCUUGAAAACUAAAGAAUAUCUGUAGGUUGAGCUAGCAGCUACAGAUAAUUAUAUGGAUACUUAGUUACUAUGGUAGACUCAAGGAUUUCAUCAACUCUGGAUUAAGGUUUGAAGUUUUAACCACGUGGUAGGACGGUGUAGGUGCGAGCAUGUUCAUUACUGAAGCCGUUGAGCCUCCUCAUUUCCAUGCAAUUUCAGUCUCUAAUGUAUUUAUGCUACCAAGUUGAAGCUGCUGUUGAUUAUGGAGAUUCUCUUACAAUUGAUGGUCAGGAUAGAUGAGCCAACCGAACUAUUCAUAAUCAUGCUAAUCUCCUGUAGCCAAUAUGUUGACCCGAAUAGAGAUCGUCUCAACUAGGGUACAUGUGUCAUUGUUGCCUAAACAACAACACAUACAUAAUCACACCACAAGCAAUAUAGCUCAGCACGCAGUAGCGGGCAUAACAACAUGAGGGCAAACCUUUUGCUCUCAGGAUGGAUGCCAUGGAUAUGGUGUCCAUCAGUCUCUGCUUAACGAGGCUAAAGGGAUCAAAUUAAUUACUCGGACACAUGGGUUGCCCAAUGCCUCUCAAGUCUGUCCCAUUUGCAUACAACGUGAUCUCUACUGUCUACAUAUAUGGACGAUCUCCAUUCAUCAUCAGUAGACUAACUGGGAUAUAAAGAGGCUUUGAAUGUAUGUAUGCUUAUAUGUUGGGCAUUGCUGCCACAGAGAUGCUUCACUGCAUUGCAUUUAUCGGCUAAUGUGGAUGGACACUUCUUCAUUUUCAGCACAUGCAUGCUGUACUUUCUUCUAGUUAUAUUGAUUUGCUACCUCCAUCUUUAUUGUAGAACCAUAUUUAUUUUUCUGUGCUCACAGGCAUUUGAUAAGGUUGCACGCUGACUGUCAUGUGCAGAACCUGGUAAAGAUCUAGAGAACAGGGAUACGACAGUCGCCCUCAUCUAGCCGCUUGCAGGGUCUAAUUUUCCAAAAUAUGCAUUCUUGUUCGUACCGGCUUAGAAAAUACGUGCAGUAACUUGUUCUGGUUAACUACAACUUCUGAAUCUUGUAUGUCACAUUUUGUAUGUGUAUGCAUAUAUGAAUUUGUUAGGCUUGUGGCGACACAAAUAUAGUUAUCGUUACAUGAAAAACACAAGCUUGUUUGCUUCCUAGUAAUCAUGUGUGCAGGCUCCAAAUAAUAAUAAUUUCUCAGCUGCCUAGUCCAAUAUCUAGUUUGAAACUGAAGAUUAACAUCCAUUGUUUUUCAGCAAGAUUUUAUGUUUCCAUUGGUGUUAUUUCUUGUUUCAUAUUUCUAUAUAUUACUUAGGUGGUUGGUUCUACAAUGAAGGACUGGGCAAAGUCUCAGUAGUCCACUGCUAUCGUCAUAUUCUCAGUUCUGUAUUAAUAAGUUUCAGAAUCCUGCUUGAUAGUAGCAGUUUUUAGUGGAAUCUCGGACAUGGAA